Coccomyxa subellipsoidea C-169 is the source of this 1866-nucleotide messenger RNA. RefSeq lists its product as hypothetical. The record is from RefSeq and is a predicted model, not a curated record. NCBI's taxonomy places the organism in Eukaryota, Viridiplantae, Chlorophyta, Trebouxiophyceae, Coccomyxaceae. The transcript has 12 exons. Bases 1 to 1866 code for a protein of 621 amino acids. Gene Ontology annotation, molecular function: deoxyribonuclease II activity. Gene Ontology annotation, biological process: apoptotic DNA fragmentation.
AUGGAGGGAACUCCGGUGGACUGGUGGAUUGCCAUGAAGCUGCCAGGCGCUGAUGACCUGGCAUAUUUGGACAGCCAGGACGCAGCCAAGCUUGGAGAACAAGCACGCUUCAGGCAAGCACCAAUGCAGCCGCUCAUAAGCAACAAGCAAAUGUACAUGCCUGCCGAGGCCAGCGCCCUUGACAGGACGCUGCGCCAGCUGUACGCUGACGAGCACGGCACCUAUUCAGGAGGUGCCACAUCAGCAGACGACAGAUUAGGCCGCCCCGGCCACAUCAUGUACAGCGAUGAGCCGCCGCUGGUGGAGGGAUUGAGUGACGAGGACUCUUUUGGGUUCGCGUUCACACAGGGCAAGGGCGUCAUGGGCUAUGGGGAGCAGCAGGGCUUCUGGCUUGUGCACAGCGUUCCCUCCUUCCCAGCAGCGCCCAGAAAGGGCGUGCCUAGGAGGGAGGCAGGCAAUGCGCACACCUUCCUGUGCAUGUCGGCGGCCACGCGCCAGCUCAGCGCCACGUCAGCAACACUGCGCGCGAACGCUUACUACGUCUACUCGGAGGCCGCGCCUGAACAGGCUCGGGGAUUACUAAGCGAUGCGCAGCGCGCGGCGUUCCCUGACCUGGUUGGCUUGGAUCCUGAUCAGGACGCGGCCAAGGCAGGCUUUGGCGUCAAAGUGACAGAAUUUGAAACGCUGAAAGGCGAGCGUUUUGUGGUGUUUGCAAACGACGGCCAGCGGCCAGGGGUUCGGGUGAUGAGGGACAUUGUACAGUCCUAUUUUGGCAACGGCAUGUUAUAUGCUAAUCCCCCUCCCGACCAGGGGAGCGAAGAGGGUCCAUGCCAGGGCGGCGACUCUGUGUUCCCUUCGCUGCAUGCCAGGGAAUAUUUCCUGGAAGAUGCAGACAUUGCAUGGACCGCCGCUGAGGACCUCUCCACAUGGGCCAUCUCCCUGGGCGGCCAGAGCCGCUGCCGGGACGCGGCCGCCGCAGCCGAGCCGGCAGCUUCCAUGCAGCCUGAUCAGGCUUCUGUGGACAAAGGAGCCCUUGUACAGCAGGAUGUCCAGCCAAAUGAUGAGUCACCGCCGAUGUGGUCCCAGACGAUGACUCGCCCCGUGGCCAGCGCGUCUCGCCGGCGUUUAUUGGCUUCGCAACCCCUGCCGGAUCAGCGGAGGGCAGGGGGUUUGAGGGCCUGGUUUGGCGACCUGGCAGCUGAAGGCAAGGCAUGGUGGAGGACUGUUCGCGGUGUGGCAAGCUCAGAGGACGCUGCGGACGACACCAGCUUUCUGCCGGCGGUGCCCCUAUACACCCCUCCGGACGCAUCAUACCCCUCGGCAGCUGCCGGCAUCCUGCAGAGCCGGGCAGACGCGUUGCAAGAGGCUGCCGCUGCAGCAGAGAGCGCCCAGGAUACACUUUUGCAGGAACGCCCCAUGUUGCGCCAGCAGCGAGAGGCGUCUGAUGCGUGGCGGGAACCAGCAGGGUGCAUGGACGGUUCGUGCAAAACUGCAAAGCUGGCAGAGCGAGUGGCGGCACUCGAGGAGAAGCUGCAGCGGCUGGAGAACUUUGUGGUGGAGGCGGACGAUGACCUGGCAGAUGACGUGGAUGAGCUGGCGAAUGAUGAUGAGGACAACGAUGAUGAACUGGAAGAAGAGGAUAUGAGAAAUGAGGGCGGGGAGGAUGGCAUUGCACAGGCUCUUAUGUCAGGGUGCGAUCAAAGCGCAGCGCAGCGCAGCGUGGCAUGCAUGCACGAUGCAGGCCGCAGCCUUCAGUCGGCGGAUCUGCCGGGAGGGGUGGUGUGCUCUGCAGGGAACCCCGCCAUAUGGGCGGCCCUCCGCGACCUGGUCCAGUCAGCAGAAGUUGCAACCGCGUCCCGGUGCUAA